AUGGUGAAAUGCAUGCCUCACAUCUGGACGUAUUGCGUAUUAGUUCAACUAAUUGUCAUUAUCUUGCCGAUCAUGAUACUACUUAUUAAUGUUGUUAAUCAAACGUUAAAUGAAUCACACAUAACAAUAUACCGUUAUAUCUCGCCGUAUGUCAACGGACUACUAUUGGGAUAUUUUGUCGAAAAACAAUACGUAACCAAAAUCUACGCCAACCGAACCGUUCGCAAAAUUAUCGCGUUAUUAGCCGUCUGUUUGACCCUAUCUUUUACCGCUCUAAUGCUAAGACAGAGCCAAUACUUCGGUGACCUCCCGGUGCUCACAGCCCUGGAGAGUGGACUCGCAGUGAUCGGGUUGUCACUGAUUUGUGGCUUUAUUAUCAUUAGCCAUAUGGAGAAUACUACAUCGUGGUUAAGCAAAUUGUACAUGGCCCCAUUUUGGCGGCCCAUACGCUCCAUACAACAGACCUCAUAUCUGGCACACCCUAUACUCGCCUAUUAUUUGGCGCAUCGCGAUUUGGACCAUAAUUAA
Messenger RNA from Medioppia subpectinata, 528 nucleotides. The record is from the annotation of a GenBank genome assembly. Lineage: Eukaryota; Metazoa; Arthropoda; Arachnida; Sarcoptiformes; Oppiidae.